AACCACUCAUUUUUCAAAACAACACUAUUCCACCCAUUUUCAUUUUCCGAAAAUGGGGGCCAAACAGAUACUAGUGGGAUUUACUUAGCAUUGUUAAAUUUCUGAAUUUGCUUAUUACAUUGUGCAUUUAUGAUUUUAUUAUUAUUAUUACUAUUUUUUUGAGAUUUUAAUUUACACUCAACUGUCAUGAAGUGCAUGGUUUCCACUUGAGCCCCAGAGGUUUUUGUGCAUGGUUUCUCUUUGACAUUUAAUGCUGAAACUGGAUAUUAGAUAUUUGCUGUCUUCUCUCUUUAAUAUUUGUCCCUUGGCCUACUAUAUUUUUUAACCUGUUAAAUUUUCUGGAUAAUUUCUGUUGGGCUGCUUUUCAAGGUGAUUCACUUGGUUGGCAUUUUACGUUGCUUUGUUUCUAUUAAUUUAUCAUUUCAGAAUUUCGUUAUUUUUCUACAACUUUUUGGUUGAUUGUAAGACAGUUUAGUUUUAUUUACUGAAUUUUUUAUGGUGCAUCUCUCUGGUCUUGUUAUAACAGUUCUAUGCUUUUGACCUUAUAUUUUUUUAUGUUCGCAAAGAGCAAGGAUGUCUGAGUUUGCAAAAGUUGUCAGUUUAGAGUUUCCACUGGGCUAAAAAGUUCACAAUCUUGAUAAAGGAAACUUUUAGAUAGUUGAAAGUGCGAGGAUUUCUCUUUAUCGAUGAUAACUGAAAGCUCUCAAGGAUGACUGAAUUUGCAAAAGUUGUCAGUUUAGAGUUUCCACUGGGCUAAAAAGUUCACAAUCUUGAUAAAGGAAACUUUUAGAUAGUUGAAAGUGCGAGGAUUUCUCUUUAUCGAUGAUAACUGAAAGCUCUCAAGGAUGACUGAAUUUGCAAAAGUUGUCAGUUUAGAGUUUCCACUCGGCUAAAAGUUCAUGUUCUUGAUAAAGGAAACUUUAAGAUGGUUGCUAGUGUAAGAAUCUCUUUAUUGAUGAUGGCUGAAAGCUCCCAAGGUUGGAAAAUAAGAUAGCUCUCCUGUUGCUUUCUCCUGAUCCUUGCUCGAGUAGUAUCUAAUAUGAUCUUGAGUUUUCGUGUAUAAUUAUUUUGGACCAACAGGAGGGCCUUAAUAUUUUUCGAAUUAGCUCUUCUUGCUAUCGAGCAUUGAGGUGGGAUCCUUUAUUCAAUAGAUAAAUUUCUUGUGUCCACGCUGGCGGAUAGUAUGCGUAGAAUCUGUGAAUUGGGUAAUGCCCCUGUCUAGAUUUCUUGCUGAUGCACUUGGUGUGGUGACGAUUUGUCUUGUUGUUGUUCUGGUCCUUCUGGGUAUAUUCUGCAUCGUGUAUUCGUUUUACUUCCAUGAUCGGAUCCAUGGUCAAGGUCUUGUUCGGCUCAACUACUUUAGUGGUCCUUGGAUUAUCAGAAUUACAUUCAUCUUUUUUGCGGUUUGGUGGGGUUUUGGAGAGAUUAUUCGGUUAAAUCUGUUGAGAGGGGAGGGAAGAGUCCUGAAUUCCCUCAACUUGAAACGUCAGAAAACUGUUUGCAAAUGCUAUGUUGUUUCAAAUCUCGGGUUUGCCGAACCAUGCCUGAUCCUCAUUCUCAUAUUUCUACUUCGUGCAACCUUGCAGAAGUCUGGAACAUUAAGCCGGAGGUGGAAUGCAAAAACAGCUGCUUAUGUGCUUCUUUAUUGUCUCCCAAUAUUUGUUCUUCAGGUGAUUGUAAUUCUAAUUGGAACAUGGCAUAACAAGGAGAGUUUUGUGCACAGAUUACCUCCUUAUUUCACCAAGGCUUCAGCUUUUUCUAAAACAAAGGACAAUGAUAAUGUUGCCCUCUGCACUUACCCUCUGUUGAGUACCGUUGUCCUUGGUCUUUUUGCCACCCUCCUAACAACUUACUUGUUCUGGCUUGGGAGACAAAUUCUUCAUUUGGUCAUCAAUAAGGGUUUACAAAAGAGAGUGUAUACACUAAUCUUUUCUAUUUCUGGUUUUUUCCCAUUACGAGUUCUUCUUCUUGGAUUAUCUGUGCUAUCAGAGCCGGAUAAACUUUUAUUUGAUGCUAUUUCAUUCUUAGCUUUUCUUUCCUUUUUAUGUUGUGCGGUGGUGGCCAUCUGCAUGCUCGUGUACCUCCCCAUUGCAGAUUCUUUAGUCUUGAGGAGUCUACAAAGAGAUAUAGAGGCUAUGAGGUUUAUUGAUGAAUAUGAUUCACUAAUUCAUAAUGAAGGCCCUUCCAGAACAAGUAUGCUCACUAGUCCUGGGAGAAAUUCAGCUUCUUUGGAAAGGAGUGGAUCGAUAUCUUUUCGUACGAUGGUAAAAGAUGAAACCUCUGGGGCAUUUGUGGAUGUGAGCCUAUUUACUCCUAGUCAGCCUUCAACCCCAUCCGGGUCACCUAAACUUGUUGGCUGGCCUAUGCUCUCACCUUCAUAACUUCAUGGAUCUUAAAAGCUAAUGAGGAGGGUAUAACAUUUUUGGGGUGAAUGAAAACUCUGUAAAGGAUUGCUGAUUUUGUUUCUGUAAAGGAUUGCUGAUUUUGUUUUGUUAUUGACAUUAUGACAUAGGUUUGCUUGUUACUCAUCUAUGCUUUUUUUUAGGUGGAUCUCUUGUAUCUGUAUCUAUCAACAGUUGACAGUUUUAUAACAAUUAGCCUUUGUUUGAGCUCCA
Olea europaea var. sylvestris is the source of this 2615-nucleotide messenger RNA. RefSeq lists its product as uncharacterized. The record is from RefSeq and is a predicted model, not a curated record. The coding region runs from base 1209 to 2381 and encodes 390 amino acids. The transcript is spliced from 2 exons. NCBI's taxonomy places the organism in Eukaryota, Viridiplantae, Streptophyta, Magnoliopsida, Lamiales, Oleaceae.